AUGGGUUUAUCUAUUUCUAAGUUAUUAUCCGGCCUUUUCGGUCGUAAAGAAAUGAGAAUUUUAAUGGUUGGUUUGGAUGCAGCUGGUAAGACUACCAUUUUAUAUAAACUAAAGUUAGGUGAAAUUGUUACCACCAUUCCAACCAUUGGUUUUAAUGUUGAAACCGUUGAAUAUAAGAACAUUUCCUUUACUGUUUGGGAUGUUGGUGGACAAGAUAAGAUUAGACCAUUGUGGAGACACUAUUUCCAAAACACCCAAGGUAUUAUUUUCGUUGUUGACUCUAACGAUAGAGACAGAAUCUCCGAGGCAAGAGAAGAAUUACAAAGAAUGCUUAAUGAAGACGAACUUAGAGAUGCUGUUCUCUUGGUUUUCGCCAACAAACAAGAUCUACCAAAUGCUAUGACUGCUGCAGAAAUCACCGAAAAAUUAGGUCUUCAAUCUAUCAGACCAAGACCAUGGUUCAUUCAAGCAGCUUGUGCUACUUCCGGUGAUGGUUUGUACGAAGGUCUAGAAUGGUUAUCCAACACCUUAAAGAAUGCCGCUUAA
This is a messenger RNA of Pichia kudriavzevii, 546 nucleotides long. RefSeq lists its product as uncharacterized. The transcript has a single exon. Gene Ontology annotation, biological process: intracellular protein transport; vesicle-mediated transport. Lineage: Eukaryota; Fungi; Ascomycota; Pichiomycetes; Pichiales; Pichiaceae. The record is from RefSeq and is a predicted model, not a curated record. Bases 1 to 546 code for a protein of 181 amino acids. Gene Ontology annotation, cellular component: plasma membrane; cytoplasm. Gene Ontology annotation, molecular function: GTP binding; GTPase activity.